GCGGGCAGGGAGUGGGGCUGCAGCCUACCAGUGUCAGCGGAAGCUGUGGCCCAGCCAUGAACUGGGGGAUCUUUGAGGGGCUGCUUAGCGGGGUGAACCAGUACUCCACGGCCUUCGGCCGCAUCUGGCUGACCCUGGUCUUCAUCUUCCGGGUGCUGGUGUACGUGGUGGCAGCCGAGCGGGUGUGGAGCGACGACCACAAGGACUUCGACUGCAACACCCGCCAGCCGGGCUGCACCAACGUCUGCUUCGACCACUUCUUCCCCGUCUCCCACGUCCGCCUGUGGGCCCUGCAGCUCAUCCUGGUCACCUGCCCAUCCCUGCUGGUCGUCAUGCAUGUGGCCUAUCGGCAGGCCCGGGAAAAAAAACACCAGGAGCUGGUGGGAGAAGGUGGGAGUCGGCUGUACCUGGCCCUGGGCAAGAAGCGAGGGGGGCUGUGGUGGACGUAUCUCUUCAGUCUGAUCUUCAAGGCCAGCAUGGACUUAGUGUUCCUCUACAUCUUCCACCACCUGUACCAGAAUUAUACCCUGCCCCCCGUUGUCAAGUGUACCCUCGCCCCCUGCCCCAACAUUGUGGACUGCUUCAUCUCCAGACCCUCGGAGAAGAACAUCUUCACCCUCUUCAUGGUCAUCACGGCUGCUGUCUGUAUCCUGCUCAACCUGGUGGAGGUGGCCUACUUGGUGGGCAAGCGAGGCCGGGAGUGCUGGGCAGUGGGGGGACGCAAGCAUGGGGACCCCGGAGUCGUGCUGCACGAGCCAGACUGCCCCUUCUCCCUCAAAGAGCAAGAAUUCCUCCUCCAACCGAGCGUCCAGCUCCUCCAAGAGUCCGACUAUGACACCCCCAGGGCCACACUCCAUGCCGACAUCCCGUGGGACAAUGUGAAGAAGACUCUGGUGUGAAGGCCAGUCCACCCUUGG
Molecule: messenger RNA, 917 nt
Organism: Tachyglossus aculeatus (Australian echidna)
Lineage: Eukaryota; Metazoa; Chordata; Mammalia; Monotremata; Tachyglossidae
Product: gap junction beta-5 protein-like
Exons: 2
Coding region: 57-899 (280 amino acids)
Biological process (GO): cell communication
Cellular component (GO): connexin complex
Source: RefSeq, a predicted model, not a curated record